This is a messenger RNA of Drosophila elegans, 2389 nucleotides long. RefSeq names its product trichohyalin. The transcript is spliced from 2 exons. Bases 106 to 2298 code for a protein of 730 amino acids. The record is from RefSeq and is a predicted model, not a curated record. NCBI's taxonomy places the organism in Eukaryota, Metazoa, Arthropoda, Insecta, Diptera, Drosophilidae.
UCGAGUUUUCAGAGCAGUUUAAUCAUACAUUUCACACCACAAAGAAGUCAAUACUUUUUGAUUUUGAGUUCUGAAGCGAGCUACCUACAUGUUGCCAUAGUCAAGAUGAACCCGUGCAAGAACAAGGAAGUCGGUGCCGAUGGAUUGUUCGUGCGAAAGCGCUUCCAUCGACAUCCCGUGGUGAUUUCGGCCAAGCGUUUUGCGGCAAUCCAGGGAAGAUCGCGCCAGGAUGAGAAGCACGCCCAAUUGGAGGCCGUGGAGGAGGAGCGCAGGUACCGGCAGUACCUGAAGGAUGGCAACGACCUGCUGUGCAGCCUGUUCACCGAUCCCAAUGUGCCCCGGGUCCACAAGUCGGACAGGGCCAAGAGCAAGGAGGCGCUGACUGUGGUCAAGGAGGUGACCACCAAGCUGAUGGACGAGCGACGCCGCAAGCAGCGUAUCCUGCGAGCGAAUCUUCUGCUGGAUCAACUGAAGCCCGGACCGCGAGCCCUGCACCAGGCCCUGCUCCUCAGUGAGAUGAUCCACCAGAGGAAGUACAACGAGGGGCUGAACGAAGAGAUCGCUCAGGCAGCUCGUGCCCAGGAGCGGGCCGACGAGGAGCUGUGUCCUGCGGCCCUGGUGCCCUUCGGUCAUGCCACCGAGGAGGAGGAGGUGGCCCGCCAGCAGGAGCGGAAUGCGGCACAUGCCAAGUGCAUGCGCGAGGACAUCGCGGCGCGGGAGAAGAUCAGGGAGGCCGAGCGGGAGGAGAGGAUCUUCGAGGUGCAGGUGGACCGGGCGCAGUACAAGUGCCUGCAGGACAAGGAGGAGCAGGCGCUCAAGGAGAAGAAGGCCCGCAGAGUCGAAUUCUACCGCAAGGCCCAUCGGGAUGCCAUCCAGGAGAAAGCCGAGAUUGCAGAGCACGAGCGCAUUUGUGAUGCCAUCGACGACCGUCGCAACUGCGUGUACAUAGUGGCCAGUCGCAACCUGGACACUCGCUAUGGCAGCCAUGUCAAGAAGCUGCGUCAGAAGCGCAUCCAGGAGCGGGCGGAUCGGGCUGUGGUGGUCAGCCAGGCGCAGCAGGAGCAGCAGAGGAAGCUGGAGGAGCGGCAGGCGAAGGCGGAGGAUCGCUACUCUUUCGAGACGCAGGUGGACGAGAAUCGGCGCCAGUGCGAGCGGGAGAUGCUGGCCCGGGAGCGCCGGAGGUACCAGCUGGUGGAGCGGCAGCAGGAGGCGGAGAAGCUGCGACGCCAGCAGGAGCUGCAGCGCUUCCAUGUGGCGCGUCGCCUCAAGAACGCCGAGGCGAAUCGCCACUUCGAGGCCUCGCAGAAGCGCAAGCGGGACCAGGUGAAGGAGGAGCUGCGCACCGUGCUCUUUGGCCAGCGGCAGGAGUUCCUCGAGAAGCGACGCGCCGAGCUGAUGAACCUGGCGGCCUGCAACGAAGAUCCCUACCUCGACGACGACAAAAAGUUCUUCGAGCAGGCCGUGCAGAUCAUGGAGGAGUCGCGCCGUGUGGGUCGCCCCCUAUACCCCAUAGCCACGGCCGUGGAGCGGUACGAGCGGCAGAACCAGCUGGACAUGCGACCGGAGGGCAGGAUGGUGAAGCGCAGCCGACUGAGGGACUACUGCUGGCCGGGCUACUACUCCAAAGCGGAGCUGGCCUACCGCAAGUACGAGCAGCGGGAGAUGUGCCGCGAGGAGCAGGUGGCCGAUCGCCACCAGAUCUACUGCAACUCGGUGAAGAUCAAGAAGCUGGCCGAGGUGGAGAAGCCCUACACGCCGUGCGUGGCCUCGUGUCCCAUCAAUUGCUUCCAUCGCCGUGGAAUGCCGGCCACGGAUAGCCGGGAUUCCUUUGACUACGCCCGUCAUGUUUGCUACACCGAUCCCCCCACCAUAGCUGCUUGUCCCGGACCCAUGCAGGUCAUACACAACGAUCCGCUGGACAACCGCCGACGGAUCAGCCGGGAGUCCAUCAAACUGCCACCCAUGCCGGAGAUUGAAAAGAGGGAGCCGAGUGUCUUUAAAAAGGUUGCUCAAAGGGUUAUGGGCUCCCUGAAUGAUCCCAAACUGCUGCCCGUUGUCAAGGAGACAGACACCAGCUUGAGAGCUCCACCGCCAGCUAGUGUUCCAUCAUCACCGCCAGCAGAGAAACCCCUGCCCAAAUCCCAGCCACCCAGAAUAAAACGCGGUUCCAGGAAGGCCAGUUCAUUGGUGAAACCUCCACCAACUGGCAAUGAUAGGCCAGCACCAGUGCCCAAUCCCCAGGGAACCUGGGGCUCUGGAUCCUUGCAGCCCAAUGCCAUCAAGAAGAAAUCCAAGUGACCAAGACAUUGUUUAAUCAAAAUUUACGUUUCAAGAACUUAUUGCAUUGAUGUUGUACGUUAGCAAAGAAUAAAUAUGAAGAAAAAAAAUA